UCUUUCACAGGUUCUGUUGCAAUCUGGGGUGAAUUGUGUUUUCCUGACAUCAAGCUCUGUGUGUUAUAAGAGUUCCUGAAGUAGGAAGUGAGGGUGAUUCUGGCCUCUUGAGAGCAUGGAGACAUCAGUGGACCAGAAGCAGGAUGGAGUCUCAUUCACCCAGAGUAACCCGCUGUUUGACAUGACUGAUCUCUACAGCUUCCAGCCCGAGGAUCUAAAGCCAGCAAGGCCCAGAAGACAGUGGUGUUUUAAUGUGAUUAUCGUUUUCUUCAUCUUGCAGACCGCCCUUAAUGCCUUUCUCAUUUAUAAAGUUAUCAAGUUGGGGUCUUCAUUGUCUAAUCCCAGGUUGGAGAGGCUGACAUCCAAUCCUUUUGGGGAAGAGGGUGAUGACCACAUUCAAACUCUCCUCUACAACAACAGUCUAGAAACCAAGACCCUGAGGGGGCAUCUAUGGGCCCUGAAGAGCCAGGUCAACAGCCUGUGUGGAGAGGAGGGGCAUCUGGCCAGGCUGCAGUCUGACCUGAACCUGCUCAACACCAGCACCCACAACCUGGAGGGCAAACUGACAACCAUUAGCCUCAUACCAGGACCUCCUGGUAUUCCGGGAAAAGAUGCGCUUCCAUGCACGCCAGGAGAGAGGGGUAACAAAGGUGACAGUGGUGUUCCUGGCCCUCUAGGACCAAAGGGUGAAAUGGGACUCAACGGACAACCUGGGACGCAAGGAGUUGCUGGUGAAGUUGGUCCAAGGGGUUCACCUGGGCUCCCAGGAGACCCUGGGAAACAAGGACCAGGUGCAAAGGGAGAGAAGGGAGAACGUGGGGCACAAGGUGUAAAUGGGCCCCCUGGUUUCAAUGGAACUGAAGGUCGUCCUGGACCACCAGGUCCCAAAGGAGACAUGGGAGACAAAGGAAAUCCACCAGAGUGUAAUUCUGCAUUGACUGUGCGUCUUGUGCCGGGGAAAGCCAGAGGGCGAGUGGAGGUGAACUACAAAGGAGUCUGGGGCACUGUGUGUGAUGACGGCUUUGACACUGUGGAUGGCAAGGUGAUCUGUAAGAUGCUGGGCUUCCAAACUGCCAUUUACACCUUCACUGCCAGCCCAGGCUCUGGUAGGAUCUGGCUGGAUGAGCUCCAAUGUUUAGGAACAGAGUCUGACAUCUUUAGCUGCCGACACCGAGGAGUUGGUGUUAACAACUGCCAGCACAAUGAGGACGCCGGACUGCACUGUGUCUAGACUGACACCUUGCCGAAGAACGGCUCCUACAAAAGUGACAAUACUAAUGAUGUUCACAGCUGGAUAUCAUUACAAAUUCAUAAAACAUAUCAUAAAAUUGCAUUCAGUUCAAAGUUUCACUUUAUUACUAAAGACAUUAGCCAAAAUGAAAGUGUACUGUAAACACAAAAAUCAUGCUAAUAAAACUUUACUGGAAUAAAAUUCCCAGGCAUCAUUUCUUCCCUAAUAUUUCCCAAAUGAGUACUGUACUGUAAACACAAAAAUCAUGCUAAUAAAACUUUACUGGAAUGAAA
Cyclopterus lumpus (lumpfish) is the source of this 1524-nucleotide messenger RNA. RefSeq names its product macrophage receptor with collagenous structure (gene marco). Bases 116 to 1231 code for a protein of 371 amino acids. NCBI's taxonomy places the organism in Eukaryota, Metazoa, Chordata, Actinopteri, Perciformes, Cyclopteridae. The record is from RefSeq and is a predicted model, not a curated record. The transcript is spliced from 11 exons. Gene Ontology annotation, cellular component: membrane.